Vavraia culicis subsp. floridensis is the source of this 419-nucleotide messenger RNA. RefSeq lists its product as uncharacterized. Gene Ontology annotation, molecular function: ATP binding; helicase activity. The record is from RefSeq and is a predicted model, not a curated record. The annotation marks the transcript as partial. Lineage: Eukaryota; Fungi; Microsporidia; Pleistophoridae. The transcript has a single exon.
AGCGAGACACAGCUGCCAUUCAUACUCAAGAGAAGACAGUUUCUGGCUCUUCUUUCGUUUGCGAUGACAAUCCACAAGUCACAGGGUCAGUCAUUUGACAAGGUAGGUGUUUAUCUGCACAGCCCAGUCCUUGUGCAUGGUCAGUUGUACGUAGCUCUGUCGAGAGUGCGCUAUGCAAACGGUCUAAGGGUGUAUGUUGCUGACAAUGGAGACCAAGGAAAGCAUGAGAAUGAUAAAGUAUACACAAGAAAUGUUGUGUAUAAUGAGCUACUGGAAUGAAAGUGAUUUAUUGAUUUUGUGACCACAGAACAGUUAGUAGAAAGGAAUGACCUGAUGUUACAGUUGUAUUCGAAAGCGCUAUUUUGGUAUACUACCCAUUCAUCAUCCAUUUGGAAAGACAGGAUAUCGCAGCAAGUAUU